Molecule: messenger RNA, 774 nt
Organism: Agrilus planipennis (emerald ash borer)
Lineage: Eukaryota; Metazoa; Arthropoda; Insecta; Coleoptera; Buprestidae
Gene: Fis1
Product: mitochondrial fission 1 protein
Exons: 2
Coding region: 117-572 (151 amino acids)
Biological process (GO): mitochondrial fission; peroxisome fission; mitochondrial fragmentation involved in apoptotic process
Cellular component (GO): mitochondrial outer membrane; peroxisomal membrane
Molecular function (GO): protein binding
Source: RefSeq, a predicted model, not a curated record
UAUAUCUGAAAUCUGACAUUUAGUGGUGUAAUAUUUUUGUGCUAAAGCUCAAAAUUGUAGGUUAAACAAUUGUAUGCAAAAGAUUAAACUAAACAAUUUUAUCAUUAAAAUACGCAAUGAAUGAUUUAUUAAAUGAAGUGGUCUCACCUGAAGAUUUGCAGAAAUUCGAAAAUAUCUACCAUCAGCAACUAUACAAAAAUGAUGUUACACCCAAAGCCCAAUUCGAAUAUGCUUGGUGUUUAGUCAGAAGUAAAUAUCCUGUAGAUAUUAAAAAAGGUCUAGUGCUUUUGCAAGAGCUUUUUACAACUCAUGAAGAAGGAAAGAGGGAUUAUCUGUUCUAUCUAGCUCUUGGAAAUGCUAGAUUAAAACAGUAUAGACAAGCAUUAAAUUUCCUGAAUGCCUUCCUUAAUAUUGAACCAAACAAUUCUCAAGUGAUAGGUUUAAAAAAUGUCAUUGAAAAGAAAAUGACACAGGAGGGAUUAAAAGGUAUAGCAAUCACAGGAGGUGCAAUCGUUGCACUGGGAGCUGUAGUUAGUUUAGGUAUUUCACUACUUGGGGCAGCAAAAAAAUAACUGUAGACUGUUGUCAAGGAACUGUAACACUACCUAAAAUGUAAUAAUAAAUUUAAUAAUUUAUUCUAUCGCUUUAGUAUUUGUUCUGCUUAAUGCAUUUGUAGGUUUACUUCAGUAUGUCCUCUGAAUGUGACUAGUUCUAUCAAUAAGAAUUGUAAAUUUCUUAUAUAAAUUAAAUAUAAUAAAUUUAUAUUUUAUUUAA